Molecule: messenger RNA, 3470 nt
Organism: Nicrophorus vespilloides
Lineage: Eukaryota; Metazoa; Arthropoda; Insecta; Coleoptera; Silphidae
Product: protein argonaute-2
Exons: 11
Coding region: 215-3091 (958 amino acids)
Molecular function (GO): protein binding; RNA binding
Source: RefSeq, a predicted model, not a curated record
GUCCGACCGCCGAGCGUAGCCAAAUCCAGAGACCUAGACAUACAAAACAAGUGCUAUAUAUCGCAACAAAGAUAUGGCAAAUUGAGCGCGAUUCGAAUACAAUUGCCGCAGGAAACGGUGCGAAAACCGCGUUACGGAAGUGUGUGCGUCCCGUGGUGCGAACCCAGACGAGUGUCAAAUGAUUUUCGUGCAGAAAUACACCUAGGAAUUUAGGAUGUCGGUGUCAGCGGCGGAAGCGGACAGCCGGAUGCAAGCCUCCGGCAUUCAGCAGCUACUCACCACCGACCUGACGACACUCUUUCACAGACAGGGAGUGCAUGCACCUCCACCCCCGCAUCCCAACAUGCAGCAAUCCAAUAUACCGUCAGUUGAGUCAUGGCAGGCAAGCCCUCCGAGGCAGAGCGGAAGUCCGACCACGCAGACGACCUUCACAGAUCCACUCGCCUCAGGAGGCGCAACUCCGAGUGGAAGCACGAGCACGGCGGUGGCCCUCACCGGAACAGGAGCCGGUGGUGCACUUGCAACAACCGCAGAAACUCCACAUUUCCAAUGCCCGCGCAGACCGAACCUCGGCAGGGAAGGCAGACCCAUUGGCCUGAAGGCCAACCACUUCCAGAUCACGAUGCCCAGAGGAUUCGUACAUCACUACGACGUCAACAUCCAACCUGACAAGUGUCCCAGAAAAGUUAACAGGGAGAUAAUAGAGACUAUGGUACACGCGUAUGGAAAGAUCUUCGGCACACUGAAGCCUGUCUUUGAUGGACGCAACAAUUUGUAUACCAGAGACCCGUUGCCGAUAGGCAAUUCUCGCGAGGAUUUAGAAGUGACGUUGCCCGGGGAAGGCAAAGAUAGGUUGUUCAGAGUGUCAAUUAAGUGGAUAGCUCAGGUAUCACUGUACGGUUUGGAGGAAGCUCUGGAGGGUAGAACUCGCCAGAUCCCAUACGAGGCAAUCCUUGCUUUGGACGUAGUGAUGAGGCAUUUGCCGUCGAUGAACUAUACUCCAGUUGGAAGGAGUUUCUUUAGUAGUCCAGAGGGUUACUACCAUCCGCUGGGAGGUGGUCGUGAGGUAUGGUUCGGGUUCCAUCAAUCGGUGCGACCCAGCCAGUGGAAGAUGAUGUUGAAUAUUGACGUGUCCGCGACAGCGUUUUACAAAGCCCAGCCGGUUAUAGAAUUUAUGUGCGAAGUGCUCGAUAUUAGGGACAUCAACGAACAGAGGAAACCAUUGACCGAUUCGCAGCGUGUCAAGUUUACCAAGGAAAUCAAAGGGCUCAAAAUUGAAAUCACUCAUUGCGGAACAAUGCGGAGAAAAUACCGUGUUUGCAAUGUGACGCGAAGACCUGCCCAGAUGCAAUCCUUUCCCUUGCAAUUGGACAACGGUCAGACGGUGGAAUGCACAGUAGCCAAAUACUUUUUGGAUAAAUACAAGAUGAAACUGAGAUAUCCGCACUUGCCAUGCUUGCAAGUGGGACAGGAGCACAAGCAUACUUAUCUACCGUUGGAGGUGUGCAACAUUGUGGCAGGACAGAGGUGCAUCAAGAAGCUGACCGAUAUGCAGACGUCGACGAUGAUCAAGGCGACGGCUCGGUCGGCGCCGGAUCGUGAGCGCGAGAUCAACAACCUGGUGAGGCGGGCCGACUUCAAUAACGACAUCUACGUGCAGGAGUUCGGUCUGACCAUCUCGAAUAACAUGAUGGAGGUCAGAGGUCGCGUUCUGCCGCCGCCGAAGCUACAGUACGGAGGUCGAGUCGCUUCCCUAAGCGGACAGGUGGGCUGGCACAGCAAGCAACAAGCGAUGCCGAAUCAAGGAGUUUGGGAUAUGAGAGGGAAGCAAUUUUUCACGGGCGUUGAGAUCAGGGUUUGGGCAAUUGCAUGCUUCGCCCCUCAGCGAACAGUGCGCGAGGACGCUCUCAGAAAUUUCACCCAGCAACUUCAAAAAAUAAGCAACGACGCCGGAAUGCCGAUCAUCGGACAACCAUGUUUCUGCAAAUACGCCACCGGUCCAGAUCAAGUCGAGCCCAUGUUUAGAUACUUGAAGUCCACGUUUCAAUCGUUGCAGCUCGUCGUAGUAGUCUUGCCUGGAAAAACUCCUGUUUACGCGGAAGUUAAGCGCGUCGGAGAUACUGUCUUAGGAAUGGCCACGCAAUGCGUGCAGGCUAAGAACGUGAACAAGACAUCACCGCAGACACUCUCGAAUUUGUGCCUGAAAAUUAACGUCAAAUUGGGCGGCAUUAACUCAAUAUUGGUUCCGUCAAUCAGACCCAAGAUAUUCAAUGAGCCUGUCAUAUUCCUCGGAGCUGAUGUUACACACCCACCGGCUGGUGAUAAUAAAAAGCCGUCAAUAGCAGCUGUAGUAGGGUCAAUGGAUGCACAUCCAUCACGAUAUGCAGCAACAGUUAGAGUACAGCAGCACAGACAAGAAAUAAUACAGGAGCUCAGCUCUAUGGUCAGAGAGCUAUUAAUUAUGUUUUACAAAUCGACGGGUGGUUACAAACCCCAUAGGAUUAUUUUAUAUCGGGACGGCGUUUCCGAAGGACAAUUUGUCCAACUUUUGCAGCACGAGUUAACAGCUAUCAGGGAGGCAUGCAUUAAACUGGAAUCGGAUUACAAGCCGGGCAUCACGUUCAUCGUGGUGCAGAAGCGCCAUCACACCAGACUCUUCUGCGCUGACAAAAAGGAGCAGAGCGGGAAAAGCGGUAACAUCCCGGCCGGGACCACCGUCGACGUGGGCAUCACCCACCCAACGGAAUUCGAUUUUUACCUUUGCAGUCACCAGGGUAUUCAGGGUACGUCCAGGCCAUCACAUUAUCACGUCCUGUGGGAUGACUCGCAUUUAGAUUCGGAUGAAUUGCAAUGUUUAACAUAUCAAUUAUGCCAUACUUAUGUUCGGUGUACGCGCUCCGUGUCGAUUCCCGCUCCAGCCUAUUAUGCCCAUUUGGUUGCAUUCCGUGCGCGCUAUCACCUCGUCGAAAAAGAACACGACAGUGGUGAGGGAUCUCACCAGUCGGGUUCUUCUGAGGAUCGCACGCCGGGUGCUAUGGCUAGAGCGAUAACCGUACACGCCGACACCAAAAAGGUCAUGUAUUUCGCUUAGUGUUUAAGAAAGUACGACAUUCUGUUGAUUUACUAGUAGCAAUAGUUAGUAGCAAAGCAACAGUCAUGUCGGCUGAGCACGAGGGAGGGGAUUCAAAGAGCUGCUUAAUUUUCGAAAUCGAUAAUUAUGAUGAUUAGUAAUUAAACACAAUGCGUGCGCGAGCGCGCGCGCGCGCGCUAUUCGAUGUACAAAAUACCCAAGAUACUUACAGUAUGUACUCGAGUGCUCACAUUUACAAACUUAGAACGCUGGUAGCUUGUAUUGAGUAGUAUUUUUUUCUUCGGUUGUAGGUAGGUAGGAAUAUGUUUUACGUUUUUCGAUUUGCCAAAAGAGUUAAAAUAAACAAAUCAUGUAUAUUUGUAUCUAUAUCCAAAAAAAA